Molecule: messenger RNA, 3914 nt
Organism: Melospiza georgiana
Lineage: Eukaryota; Metazoa; Chordata; Aves; Passeriformes; Passerellidae
Product: KIAA0753 ortholog
Exons: 14
Coding region: 268-2862 (864 amino acids)
Biological process (GO): protein localization to centrosome; centriole replication
Cellular component (GO): centriolar satellite
Source: RefSeq, a predicted model, not a curated record
CCGUCCGUCCCUCCCUUGCCGCAGCGCCCGGGGCCCGCCGUGCCGGUGCCGCCCGGGACGCCGUGAGGGCCAGGGCCGGGAGCAGCCACGGGCCCUGGGCGGUUGCGGAGAGGCCGCCCCAUUCUGUCCGCGGCUGCUCGGGCUGGUUCUCCCUUUGUUACUCACAUCAGACCCGGGAUGGCUUUUGCCAGUCUGAAAUAACGGUUUAUUGUUCUCGCAUGAUCACAAGCAAGCGAUAAUAGCGAGAUUUGCUCUCGAGCCGAUGAGAUGGUACCAAGCAAGACAGCGGUGUCUGAUGAUGCGUUUGCAUUCACCAGCCAGCGAUACAGGAAUGAAGCUAAAGCUUUACAAACACAGCUCCAGUUUAAUAGAAAUGUUCCUGCAGUUCCAGAGAACUUGGCUCUCAGAUUCUCUCACCCCCGUCCAAUUAUAAUAGAAAAACUGAAGGCAUCCAGUGAUAAGGGAAAUCUCGUUGGAAGUGAGGACCUCAGCCUGAGAAGCUCUGGGAUGUUCUCAGUGGUGUCUGAAGAGAGACUUAAAUUGGCUGUUCAGCUGGCAAAAAGGGACAUCAAACAAAGACGUCUCGAAGAACAAGUAAAACAGCAGGUAUUUGGAGAUGUCGUCUGCACACCGUUGUGGAUACAGAAAUCACAACCACAGAAGACUGAAGUAUUUGCAAGUCGAGAAAAUGAAAAUACCCCGAAGUCUGAGACUCAGUUGAUGUGUCAGCAGAGGCUUGCCCAGCCUUCCCAAGGAGAGUCUGCCAGCUCUGACACCAACGUUCAUCUCUGCCUCGUUAAGGAAGGAAAGCCAGUAGCAGCUGUUUUGACCUCUCCUCCCACCCGGCACACAGGACCGGACCACAAGCCAAAUUUAAAUAAAAAAGAACAUCAAAAUAUGCAAGAAGUUCGGCGUCUGCAAAAAGAAUUGAGGAACUAUGUCCAGAAAAUUGAAGAUUUUAUUAAAAAAGGGAGAGAUAGAGAACUUCUAGAUCCUGAAAACGAGCAGCGGCUUUGCACUAGGAGACAGCAACAAGCUGCACGGUCAGCUCGGAUGCUGUAUGUGCUCCAGCAGCAGGUAAAAGAAAUUCAGGACGAUUUAGAGAAACUGAGUCCUCAUACAAUCAAACAUACUAAAAAGUCUCGAGCAGUAUCCAGGUUGGCAGCAGCACAUAGAGGAGCUGUACGAACCUUGCAGGCAUUUGCCAAUCAGUUUACAGAUCAAACAGAUGAGCAGAUUCCUGCCCAUUACAAGGAACUGGGCAGUCUCAUUCGUCAACUGUCUCUCUGCUCCGCCAAACUGGAAGGGGAUUCUUCCAUUUCUGAAGCUAUCAUAGACAUUUUGCUGCAAGUUGAGGAUCUGAAUUCACUGCUAGAAAGCAAGCAAACACCAAAAACAGUGAAGAAAUGCAUUUCAGCUUCUCAGGCCAAAUCUCCAAGGAACACUGAGACAUAUCCAGACAGAAAGCACUUUCUGUCUCCAAAAGGAGAAAACAAACCUCUCACCUUAAAGAGACAGCAUGAACAAGAGUCUAAAAAACCUCCAUGUGCCAGGAGUCUUUUGACUGCAGUUCAACAGGCAAACAGUUGUGCUCGUAUAUUACACAAUAAAUACCAAGAAGAAAGUGGCCGACCUACUUCAGAGAGAAGUGCCACUUUGCAAGGAAGCACAGAUGUACUGGUGAGAGCUAGAGCUGUAAAAAAAGAGUCUGUCCUUGAAAGUGCUGCUUUGAAGAAGAAAGGUGUGUUAUUGCCUGCAAAACCACAGGGAAUGCUGAAAUCUUUAAAAUCAAGACGGGCACACCCUCCAGGAAAGCCUGCCCGAUUUCAAGAGCCAACUAUAGCUUUCCAGCUAAAAGAGAACAAACGACCUGUUAAGGAGAGCAGAAUGCCUCGCGUGCCUUCAAAGCCUGCACCUCGGUCUGUUUCACCGGAGCGACUAGCAAGGCUUGAAGCAAAAAAUUCAAGAGGAGUGAAGGUUCUAACUGACCUUUGCAGAGGAGAAAUGGAAAAAAUACAGAAGUUAAGGUCACAAACUGUUUCUCCAGACCGGUGUGCAGACAAAGCUGAGAAGGAGAGACAGGAGUGGUCAGAGCCUCCAUUUGACAGGACACAGGUGGUACAGCAGGUUGCAACAAAUGCAGAUAUUCUGAGUGAAAAGCUAUUGGAUGAUCUUUUGGAAGAUACUGCUCAGGAACUGUGGAGCAUGGAUCAGCAUGAGAGACUGCAGGCUGAGGCCCUACCUCUGGCUGACACUUACAGCCUGGAGUCAAUGUUGCAAAGAAUGGAAGAAAUUGAAAUGUACCAGGAGGCUGUCCGCAGGAGAGUCACCCAGAUUGUCUACAGUGACUCCCACUUGUGGGCCCAGCAAGACAACAUGGAAGAACUACAAAUGGCGUCAACAGCUAAAAAACUUGCACCUCCUCAUCCAGUUCAGAUGACCAAAUUAAUCAGCCAUGGAGAGCUGGAAACAGACAUUUUAUUUGAGAAACCUUUUGACAGCACUGAUAUUGAUGAAAAUAAAGAAGCAGAGGAGAAAUUGCAGACUGGAAAUGAUAUUCUGCAGCCCUUGCUUCUGAAUUCUCUACAGAACGCAUAUUCUGUGUCUCUGUCUGUGCCAAGCAAUGUGCUCCAGAGCAUCUUGGAUUAUAACAGCAGAUACAAGCAUCAUUUAAAGCUUAUUUCUCAUGAGGCUGUGGGCAGUUUCGAUCCAUGGCAGAUUGCUGAGAGGUAUAUGAACUGUCUUUGUGGUUUGGAAGUGAAAGACUGGAAUUUGAAAGCUGACUUUCUGAACCUUCUCUUUUUUUUUGCCCUCUCUCUCUGUCAGUCUUGCAGAGCAACUGACAGAAGAAGCCCUGUGUGACGUGGCAGCAGAGCUGCAGGAUGUUUGUGAGGACUAUGCAGAAGCUGUAUUCACAUCAGAGUUUUUGCAGCCAGUGCAGUGAAUUCUUUCCCACCUGUCCCAUCAACAUCAGCCUCAGCCUGUGAGAUUUUCUGCACUGGAUCUCCAUCAAAGAUUAAUCUUAGUUUUUUUAUAAAGCCAUUAUAAUAAUGUUUUCCUUUUCAGAAAGGACUUCCUUACUUUUCCUUUUAUUGGCUAAUCACCUUAGCACACGCUACACUGGAGCGAGUUCUUUUGGAGAUGUAGCAAUCCAGUGAAGGAUUCUCAUGGCAGAGCACAAAUACGCAAGCACUUGUCACUGGCUGUACUUGCAGGCUGGCUUGGGCUCUUGCCAUCAGCUUCAGAACAGAGUUCCUGAGUACCUCUAGUACCUAAUGCACAGGCAAAAGGAGACCUUCCAAUAGAAGCACGUGAUAGAGAUCUUUCUUUUUCUUAAAGUAGUCUAAAUGUUACAUUUUUAUCAGCAUUUAGUGAGUGAUUCAACCCCACAUUCUUUUCUCUUAAGAAUCCCAUUGAAAUCAAGAACAACAAAAUAAAUGAGCAACUGGCGUUUCUGCAACAUUAAAUUAACUUGUUUCAAGUAAUCAAGGUACUAGUUUGGAUUAUGUCUGGAGUCAGAGCAGUGACUAAUAAUUACUUGAGGUAACCCAAAUAACAUAUGACUGUUUCCUGUGUCAAUUUUUUUCUCCAAUAUUGUUCAGUCUAUAACACAUUCAAUUUUAAUCUUCUAAGAUUAUUUUUAUUUCCUCCAAUUAGAACAUAUAUUUUAAAAGUAAUUUAGUUUCUCUUGAAGCCUUGUUUACUAUUUCAAUUGUCUUCAAAUUUACAUCAAAUGUAAAUGUUACUGCUGAAGUGGAACUUUGCUGAUAUGUGAUUUCUGUAAUUUAAACCAGCUGAUUUCUAAAAUUGUAAGUCAAAAACACUAAAGCAAUAGUGUCUCUAUGUAUAUAUAUGUGUGAAAGUAUUUUGAAUAUGUUUUAUUUUUUAAUAAACAGUUGUUUAUUAUCACUGAA